Molecule: messenger RNA, 2788 nt
Organism: Oryzias melastigma (Indian medaka)
Lineage: Eukaryota; Metazoa; Chordata; Actinopteri; Beloniformes; Adrianichthyidae
Product: vegetative cell wall protein gp1-like
Exons: 1
Coding region: 313-1482 (389 amino acids)
Source: RefSeq, a predicted model, not a curated record
AAAAAUGUAGUUUUAGAGUUUUCAAUAAAUGUUUAUCCUUUUCGGCGGCGACCUAAAGUGUGUUUUGGAUUUUGGCCUCUCGUGCGAUUGAGUUCGACACUCCUGGUCAAUGGGCAGGCUCGAGGAUGACGUUGUGAAAUGGGCGGUACCGACAAGGAGCGAGAGGCGGAGCCUCAGAGAUCGAGUCGUUUUACUUCAGUGUAUUUAAACGGUCCACAAAAAUGACUCAUAUUUCAUAAAUAAUUUGUUUUUUAGCGUUCCAAAGGUAAUAUAUGAUCAGUAUAUGGGUGUAAGGCUGAAGAAAGUCCUGGUAUGGCCCCUUUAAACACAACGUUCCUCUUUGACUGGUGGUUGUUUCUGUCCUCAGACACUGCAGACGGACAGGCUACCUCAACAGAGCCCCCACCAUUUACAUUACCCAGAACCUUAGACCAAACGUCCUCGCCCGCCGCUCCUCCUGAAAGCCCUUGCUUUGGUCAACCCCACAACUCUGCCCCCGCCGCCAUGGAGCACGCUCCAGAGCAGUGCCAGAUACCACCAGACAUACUUCAGCCUUCAGCUCCAGCAGAGGAUGCUCCUCCUCCUCAUCCUCUGGCGGGCCAAAGUGACCCCAGCGUGCUCCCUUUACCCCCUACAGCUUCAAGCGUCGUCGCUACUGAACUGAAACCUGAGGAGGCGGACUCUGAAGCAAAGGAGGCUUCCACCGUUCAGCCCAUGGACGUCUCUGACUGUCCUGAAGCUCCCAACCCUCCCGACGACGAGAAGGGCACGCCCGAUGACGAUCGCUGCUCCAGCUCUGAGAGCGUCCCUUCGCUGGCGGCCGCUCUGAUGGAGCUCCACGAGCUGCUGGUUUCCAACAGCCGCGCUCAGUCCCAGGACAGCAGCAUGUCCUGCUCCCCGCCGUGCUCGCUCAAAGCGUCCCCGACGCCCGAAAACGCCCAGCCCACCCACUGCACUGCCGUCACACCUGAGGAAGAACCAAGUGAUGCCAAAGCCAACGAUCCUGCUGCUGCUGCUGAGUGUCGUGUGUUUGAGAAUACUCUGGUCGAGGGUCCAACAGGAACCGGAGACGGCUCCAGCAGAAGCAUUUCUGAUCCCGCCGGAAUCCCCGAGGUCCGGGAACCGCCAGAGGGGCAGCACGAGAGAGGGGUUGCAGACGGACAAGCCUCCGCCCCAAACACCCAGGACUCUCCGGACACGGACUCCACUCCGCUCGUCCUCGAGGUCCCGCAGGACGGAGUCUCCGGCAUCUCCGGCGUCUCCGCCUCUGCGCCCUCCCUCCCUCUGCCCGCCCGGCCUUCGUCUCCAGCUCCUCCCUCUCCUCAUCCCUUUACAGAGCAUUUUCCAGCGGAGCACAUCGAGAGGAUCCAGGCUGCGGGCUUCUCCGCCUCCGAGGCCGUGGAGGCGCUGGAGCGGGCGCACGGCGUGGUGGAGCUGGCUCUGCUGGCUCUGCUGGCCCGCAGCAUCACUGUGCCCACGUAGACUGGGAGUCGGUCCGGAGAGAUCAGCCCGUCUUAUACUUGACGCUGGUUCCCUUUGUUUUUUUAGGUUUCUCGUCUGAGGGAGCAUGUGAAGACAGUCAUGUGCGGCGUGUUUGCAUGCAGAUGUUUAGGUGUCAGGAUUCUGGGAAAAAACGUUUUUUUUGCCCCAUUUUGAUCUAUAACACAUUAGGAGAAGAUGCUGAAUCUCAUCCGAUCCUGUUUUAUAACCAUAAAGCCCCUCAUUCUGGAAUUCUUACGGCUAUAAUUCGACUUUUUUGGAAUUUUUAUCAUGUUCAAUUUUGCCUAUUACUAUAUUUGUUUCAACAUUUUUAAAAUCAAACCCCAAAGAUUAAUAAAAAUGCAGUUUUUUCAACUUGAACGUGUCUUAAGUGAAGCGGCUGUCCAUAAAAUUCCCACUUUGAUCCCAGACCGCGAGAACACACUCGUGUAACAGAAAGUGUCUUUGCUGUAGGUGUGCGUCUGCAGGUUGAAAGGACCGGUAUGUUUAGAUUCAGAGGCAGUUCGUAGCUCCUGUUCAGAAGCUUUUAUUUUGUGACAAAUCAUCAGUGUUUAAAAAAAAUCUUUUUUUUAUUUUGAAUGAGGCCUUUCACGGCUUUUUUUUUUUUUCUCUAGUGAUACAUAUAAUUGAACAUUUGAAAGGCUUUGGGUCACACACAAUGUUCACAGAUUUAAUUAUUUACUUAUAUCUUGUAUGAAAUUUUAAUAAAUUACAAAUGAAAUUAAACCAGUAUUUGUAUAACUUGUUUGAGUUGGAGGCGUUUUUUCCUAAACUUGUUCUUGAUCUUCCUUAAGUUUUAAUGCACUCCUAGGUUAGGAAUAAUGUUUUUAUGAGUUUUUCUGCUUUGAUCUGAAUUUUAAUCAAAUACAUAAAAGUUUUAUUUAGUGUUACUAAUAAUGAAUGAGAAGAAACACUAUUUUCAUAAGUUUGAUAUUUACUAACCCCCAUAAUUAAGACAAUAAGAAAAAUUAUUGCAUUAAUUAUGAUUAAUUAAUUACAGACAUUUUUCUGCGUUAUUUAUGUUUAAUCGCGUUAAUCUAGUUUUUGCCUCAGAUUCUGUGUUGUGCAAACUCUAGGAGCAUUUUAAUCCGCUAAUCAUUUCAGAAAAAUAAAAAUAUUGAACAAUUUAUUAGAACUUCAGUUCUGUUUUAUGUUUAAGUUUUUUUUUUAAAGUGGACUGUUUAAUAUGCAAUGUCGUGUUGCCGUGGUAACAGCUUCAAUGCGAGGCGCAUCAACCGCGCCCCUCUCCUUUUUGAGAACGAUGAUUGUCAUGAGUAGUUAAAAAAAA